Molecule: messenger RNA, 4039 nt
Organism: Drosophila elegans
Lineage: Eukaryota; Metazoa; Arthropoda; Insecta; Diptera; Drosophilidae
Product: titin
Exons: 3
Coding region: 1183-3957 (924 amino acids)
Source: RefSeq, a predicted model, not a curated record
AGACCCGUUAGCUAUACAACAGUUUUGGGCCAAGAGUAAGAUUUAAAUGCCACAUUUCGUAUACGUAAUCUGCUUUGGAGUGCUGAAAGCGCUUCAAUUGGCCCUAUUUAACAUAUGCGUAAAGUGCUUUCCCCUAACUCAAGACCAACUACUUUCAACACUCUGUGUGUACAUAUGCAUUCACAUAUUUAAAGCAACGUGCCAAGCCCCGGAGCUGUUGGAAAAACAAGCGAGUGGGUGGAAGGAAAACAGCUUUCUGGCACACUUCAAAGCACAUUACACCACUUUGGAGGCGUCGGGGGGGAUGGCAGAACCCAAGAACUAAAGAGCUGAAGGAGAGUGGCCCGAGUGGCACGUACCUGGGUAAUGCUGCAUCUUUAAAAAGCCGCCCCAAAUCCUUGGAUCCCCGAAACUCCGGACGUCGGGCCAAACUACAACUAAUCCCUGCUAACAGUUCCAGUCUAAGACUUAUCCACCCACAUCCACAUCCACAUCCGCAACCCCUCUACUGCGCUCGCUGUCUAUUUUCGUGCCACUUUUGGCCAAAGCCGAAGCUGCUGGAGUGGAUUUUGGCACCAUUGGCACUGGUAACCUGCAUAUUUAAUGACAAUCCCCACCAGCCCGGGACGUGUUCGAGUGCCAAGAGCCUGCCGGAGUGGGCGUUGUCGACUCGCCCUUUUUUCCUGGCACUCUGACAGGGUCGAAAACAAAGGCCGGCGACCGGGCCAGAUAUCAGAUGGGGCUGCCAAAUGUGCGGAAUACUCGGGCCAGUGGCGAAGUAAUUACUAUCUUAUCGAAUGCGAUGUCGCGGGUGGCCUAUAAAAGUAGAGGAAUUGCCGGCAAUCGGGCAAUGAGUUAAGUGCCAGCAACAUGUCCGGAAUCCCGCCAGCCACCUUCACGGUAAUCGCCGGCAGUGCAGCCAACAAUCAGCGCAAUCGACGCAAGAACCAGAACCAAAAUCAGCAGAAGAGUGCCACCAAGACCGAACCACAGACGGCGGGGGCGAAGACGAAUAGUUGCCACAUUGCUUAGAUAUAGUAACUAUCUUAUCAGUACAAGGAUUUAACGCAUGAAAAUACAUUUCCCAUGACAUAAACACCGUGUAUAAAUGGGCCGAGCAAAGCAUUUGGGGUUUCAGUUAAUGGGCACAACGAAAACGAAACGGAAUAAUCAAGCGACAACAUGAAAACGACAAUUGUUGAGGAGCGAAGUGUUAACGAAACAAUAGAAACGAUCGCCACGAGCAGUGGCACAAUCCAGGAGACCGUCGAAAUAGUCAACAUCGAGGGAUCUCCAGCACCGAGUCACCGUCAUCAUCAUCACCAUCACAGGCAUCAUCAUCAUCAUCACGAACGGCAGGAGAAUGUUGAGGUUGUUGAGCGAGAAGAAGUGAUUCUGGUUGAGAACGUACCAAAGCCGCGAAAGCAUCACCACCAUCACAGGCAGAAGACUUCGCCACCUCCACCUCUACCGGAUACUUCACCGCCCUUUCUUACGCCCACCGAAGAGGUGGGUUUCAAUGCGGUUUGGGAACCACAGGCCUUUUGGAACCAGCCGUCAUCAAAUCCCUCCUUAGACUUAGAUCUUUCAUCGGAGAAGGAUGUUGUGGAGACAGAGGAGAUUUUGGGCACAACAUCCGCUUCAGACGAAUUCACAACUGUGGUUUGGCAAACGGAGACAAAGGAAACUGUAAAGCAGUCGAAAAACCACACAAGGGUGGUGGAAGAAGAAAUCAUAGUAGACCAAUUGGAUCCUCCACCUUACCCACCCCCACAACUUCAAGUGCAGACGGGAUACUUUCCGGGAGCUCAGCAGCCAUCGCUCUCUCCCAUUGCCGAAGUGGUUCAAACGGAUAUUUUUGUGGAGUCAGUGGAGCCUUCGCUGCCCCCAACAGGAUACAUUCCCAGAGUGCAACUUAACCCAACGGAAACCAUUGUGGAGAAUGUAGAGCUCGUCGUUCCUGCACAGAUCCAACAGGAACCGGAAUUCAUUCCUCAACCCGGAUUUGUGGCUAGAAUUGUGGAGAAUAUAGAAGGAGCUGCAGCAUCUAUUUCUGUCCAGACCCCAGCACCAAAAGCCUACUACCCUCGAUCAGGACAAGUUGAGACGAUUAUGGAGGACAUACAAGUUGUUAAAGAAGAUCCUCCUGUGCCGAAUAUUGUACAAAGUAUUAAUGUUCCUGGAGAUGUGGUUGUGGAGUCAAUUGUGGAAACCAUUGAAGCUGAUUCCCCCUUUCUUCUUCCAGCCAAUGGUUUCGAUACCGAAGAGUCGAUUCAGGAAACCAUUGCAGUUGAUGACUCUCCAUUUCUCCUUCCCUCAAAUGGCUUUGACUCUGAGCCAGUUUGCGUGGAGUCAAUUGUUGAAAAUAUAGAAGUGGUAACCCCCGAACCUGUCUUACAAAUACCAGUGGAAGGUAUAGUGGAAAACAUAGAGGUUAUUAAAGAAGAUGAUCCUCCUUUCCUGCUUCCCGCUCAAUGUGGCAAUGGGGAAUCAAUUGAAGAAAACAUAGAAAUAAUUACAGAGGUAGAUCCUCCGUUAAGGCCAAAAGUGCAGAGUGGAUAUCUACCUCGUUCUGGAUUCGUAGAGUCUAUUGUUCAAAGUAUAGAUGUCCCUGUAGAAGUUGAGUCUUCCCAGUCUGCUUUGCCAAGUGACUUAGUCCCGCAAACAGGAUUGGUAGAAUCGAUUGUGGAAAACAUAGAAGUCACAGAAGAAGUAUACUCUCCUCUUCAAUCCCCUAUUCAAAUAGAUUUCCCAUCUCGAUCCGGAUUUGUUGAAUCGAUUGUGGAAAAUAUGGAAGUCACGGAAGAAGAUGAACUUCCAGUACGGCCACCACUUCCAAUUGGUUUUCCUCCUCGUUCAGGCUUUGUGGAAUCGGUUGUGGAGAACAUAGAAGUUGUAGAAGAAAAUCCACCCUAUCAAUCUCCAGUGCCAAUUGACAUUAUCCCUCAGACAGGCUAUGUUGAGAACACUGUGGAGGACAUCGAAAUCAUACAGGCCCCACAGUCAGUGUUUCAAAAUGGGUGUGCGCCUCAGACAGCCCUUGUAGAGACAAUUGUGGAAGAGAUCCAAGUUAGACCUGACCCUCUACUUCGGUCGAUAGUGACAACUGAUUUCAUACCCCGCUCUAGUAUGGUACAAGAGCUGGUUGUAGAGUCCCUUGAAGUAACACCAGCAUCAUCACCUCCCCCCGAACAGUUUCCCUUCAUUUCCAGAGAAAGCCUAAUCGAAGUCGAUGAUUAUGUGACGGUUGAGGAAGUAACCCCCUACAAUACCGCUCCACACAGUCCCGCAAUGGAAGUGGAAGUAUUAAGCGAAGAUGAAGCUUAUGUUGAGAUAAUUGAAGAAACGCCAGUUAUUACUCCACCAAGAAGUCCUUCAAUUCAAGGGCCCGUUGAGAUGGGUUUCGUUCCUAGGCCAAGCUUAGCGGAAACGGCUAUAAUUGUGGCGUCCCUGGAGGUUACUCCCACACCGACUCCCCCACCCAGUCCACCUCUGAAAGUCAGAAUACCGCCAUCGAAUCUGACACAAACGGAGGUGAUUGUGGAGUCUGUGGAUGUCACUCCAGUUCCCUCACCACCUGCAAGGCCACCACCAAAACCACUUAACAGUUUCGUUCUAACCGAUCUGGUAAUAGACGAUCCUCCGUUCGUAGAAGUGGUGGACAGAGAGGUGGUUGUAGAGUCCUCCAACGAUGGGCAAGUAACCGAGGUCAUAGAAGUGACUGAGGAAAUUAUACAACCUGCCACACCCGUCACAACUGUUUUCGUGGGUGAGGUUUCCGAGCAGAGUAACGAUAAGUUUGGCAAGCGGUAUUCCUUGAGUGCGGCACUGAACCAAGAACAGCAACAGGAGCAGGGAAUACAGGAAUCGAAUCAACCACCACCGAUCCAGAAACGAGAUAUUGCAGCAGAACCACCGAAGCGAAAAUGUUGCCCUUGUAAAUGCGUCAUCUGCUAAAUCGGAGGUCAGGGGCUUUCCCCAAGCCUGGGAAUGUGAGCUCCGCCUAUCGCAUAUCUAAUCAGCGGAAACAGAAGCCCCC